Messenger RNA from Staurois parvus, 339 nucleotides. NCBI's taxonomy places the organism in Eukaryota, Metazoa, Chordata, Amphibia, Anura, Ranidae. The record is from the annotation of a GenBank genome assembly.
AUCAGUGCUACCUGUCAUUGUCCAUCAGUGCCAGCUGUCAGUGCUCAUCCAUGCCACCAUGCCAGUGCCCAUCAGAGCCACAUCAAUGCCACAUAUCAGUGCCUACUAGUGCACAUCAAUGCCACAUAUCAGUACGCAUCUGAGCUGCCUUUCAGUGUCACCUAUCAGUUCCAGUCAGUGCCACCUAUCAAUGCUACCAAUCAGUGCCGCCUAUCAGUGCCAUGCUCAUCAGUGCCACCUAUCAGUGUCCAUCAGUGCAGCUUAUCAGUGCCCAUCACUGCAGCCUCAUUAGUGCACAUAAGUGAAGGAGAAAAAUCACUUAUUUACAAAAUUUUAUAA